This is a messenger RNA of Bipolaris sorokiniana ND90Pr, 965 nucleotides long. RefSeq lists its product as uncharacterized. The record is from RefSeq and is a predicted model, not a curated record. The coding region runs from base 1 to 885 and encodes 294 amino acids. Gene Ontology annotation, molecular function: oxidoreductase activity. NCBI's taxonomy places the organism in Eukaryota, Fungi, Ascomycota, Dothideomycetes, Pleosporales, Pleosporaceae. The transcript is spliced from 8 exons.
AUGUCACCCUCACUGGCAGCCUCCUCUUUGCUCUCCGUCAGAAAGUGGGUUGCGGUUGUGUACGCAAAAGCCCUGGCUGCCAAUGGAGCUAAAGUUUACAUCACCGGAAGACGUCAAGAAGUCCUGGAAAAAAGUGCCAGCAUCCACGGAUCUGCAGACGAGGUUAGCGCUGCUGGGGGUCAAAUUGUUCCCCUUGUCAUGGAUGUAACCAAUAAGGAUAGCAUCAAGCAUGCUGUCCAGCACAUCGAAGAAGCUCAUGGCUAUAUUAAUCUGCUUGUUAACAAUGCUGGUGUGUGGACCACAAAGCCCGAGGCAGGGCCCGAGGAUGGACCUGAAAAAUUUGGUAACUCCAUGUUUGACCAGUCAAUUGAUCUUUGGCAACAAGCCUUCCUCGUCAACGCUACUUCCAUCUACUUUGUAACAGCAGCUUUUCUCCCUCUACUAGCCAAGUCCAUCUCUAGCCCCACUGGUAAGAUGGGUAGUGUAAUCAACACUACCUCCAACAGCGGCCAACUUAGGAUGUCCGAAGCCUCACAACUAGCUUACAACGUCAGCAAAGCCGCAUCUGUCCACAUGACCCGCCAACUAGCCUUUGACUUUAGCCACGAGAACAUCAAGAUUCGCGUCAAUGGCAUCGCACCAGGCUGGUUCCCCUCUGAAAUGACCACCGGCGGCUCCAACGAAAACAACGAGAGCACCGCACAGGACGAUUCCGCUUUCCAACAGGAAAUGCGAAAUGUUGGGGCGCGUGUGCCUCCUGGCCGCAUGGGCAAGGCUGAGGACUUGGCUAGUGGUCUCCUUACGCUCGCUACGAAUGAUUAUAUCUGGGGCAUGAAUCUUGUUGUUGAUGGAGGUAUUUUGCAAAGUGUUGCUGGGAAUAUUUAGGGGGCUUAAUGGGUGGUGUUGCAUCUUGUGAGGGGUUUCCAGGGCAAUGGAGGAGUUGGGUAGAUUUGAGAGGUAAUGCG